CCCGCCCUAGCCUCUUUACCUCUGAUCCUUAUCAUUGUCCCCCCUUUGCCGCCCGGUUGCUCGGUGUUCGGUGCCGUCGUCGACUCACAAACACAAAUUGGGCUGAGCCGCCGUCGAUUCAGACACGAAUCGACGUUUCAGUUCUCGGUGCCGCCGUUACCGUGCAACACGAAUCGAUUCACAAUUCCGGUUGCUCGGUGCCGGCGUCGACUCACAACUCCGACCCUAACCCGCGCUGUCUAAACAGCCUCAACCUGAUUGUCGGUCUCUGCUCUCUCGCUCUCGAAUCUCUGUUCGUCUUCGUUGGCAACCCAUCUGUUCGUCGGCAACUGCAACUAAUCUCGCUCUUCCACUGAAGCGGCGCUGUGUUGCUGUUGCGUUCGAAGCAUCAGUGAUGGGUGGAAAGCGAAAGAACCAUGGUGAAGACAUUGUUUCAAGUGGAGAAGAGGAUAAUAUUAAAAGUGAUAAAAACAAUGGGGUUGAUAGUGGCGAAAAGAAAAAGAAAAUAGAGAAUGAAAGGGGAAGGGAGUUGCUUCCAUCAAUGAUAAAGAACAAGGAGAAGAGGUCGGCUGUCCAUGCAAAGCUCAAGCAUCAGAAGAAGCUAGAGAAGCGUAAGAGGGCCAAGGCUCGUGAUGCUGCUGAGAAAAAAGCCCUUGAGCUUGGCGAGGAGCCUCCACCAAAGAAAAUUCCACGAACAAUUGAGAACACUCGGGAGUUUGAUGAGACUGUUUGCAAACCUGAUGAUGAAGAGCUCUUUGCUGCUAAUGAUGUGGAUGAAUUCAGUGCAAUUUUAAAGUGUGGAUGGACUCCAAAGAUAUUAAUUACUACUUCCCGGUUCAACUCAACCAGAGGACCUGCUUUCAUAUCAGAGUUACUCUCAGUGAUCCCAAAUGCUCAUUACUACAAAAGAGGAACAUAUGACCUGAAAAAGAUUGCGGAAUAUGCAAGGAACAAAAAUUUCACAUCUAUUAUAGUUGUCCAUACUAACCGCAGGGAACCCGAUGCUCUCCUAAUUAUUGGUUUACCAGAUGGUCCUACUGCCCAUUUCAAGCUUUCAAAACUUGUAUUGCGCAAAGAUAUUAAGAAUCAUGGAAACCCAACUAGUCACAAGCCUGAGCUGGUACUGACAAAUUUCACUACGCGUCUGGGUCAUCGCAUUGGGAGGCUAUUUCAGUCUCUUUUCCCUCAGGAUCCAAAUUUUUAUGGGCGGCGAGUGGUGACAUUCCAUAAUCAAAGGGAUUUUAUAUUCUUUCGCCAUCAUCGGUACAUUUUUGAAAGCAAGGAAUCUAAACAGGGUGACUCAAAAGGUAAAAAAGGCAAGGACUUGAAUGAAAAUGGUUCUCAAGAGAAAAUGGUUGCUCACCUUCAGGAAUGUGGUCCUCGUUUCACACUGAAGUUGAUUAGUCUGCAGCAUGGAACGUUUGAUACGAAAAGUGGGGAAUAUGAGUGGGUUCAUAAGCCGGAGAUGGACACAAGCCGCAGGAGGUUUUUCUUGUAAUGUGCUUUGCUACCUCUCUAUCGAUCUUGUCGGUCUUAUGCAAAGAAGUGAUAAGAGGGGGUGAAGAAUGGCCAAAACUUGGGAUUGUGGCGCCUUGAAACAUGAAGAAAAGCUGACAGUAUGUGUUUGGAGGGUGCUGAUGAUUACCUUUUAUGUGAAUAACAUAAAGCAUUGUGCUUUGAAAAUUGUUGACAUCUGAAAAUUUACCAAACGGCAGAAUUGUAGGCCUUCUCUGCCCCUCUCAUUUCAGAAGAGAACUCCAUUGCCAAAAUAGCUGGCUUUUGGGAAGCUUGUUUGCACUUGGGGUAGUAAUAGGUGGCUAAUGGAAGUAAUGGUGGAGUCCAUGAGUUAUAUGAGGUUAGAUACAUAUAUGUUUGGCUGGGAGAGCCGAUCUAUUCUUUCAUAUACUGGAAGCCUUUAGCUAUCUUAGAAAAGGAGAGCUUUGAGGGCUCAGUGCCCGGAAAGCCAAUCUUCUUUGGUUUUGUUUUGUUUGUUUGUAUUUUUUCGUGUGUAAUUUAAUGAUAUUAUUUUUUUGUUAUUUUUAUGUUUUGAUUGUUCAUUAGAAUGGCUAAAAGUGUUAAUCUGAGUUUGGCUCCCGCAAGGUGGUUUUUUUUUUUUUUUUUUUGGUAACAAUAUUUUUUUUCUAUUUUGUCUUGGAAAUAUUGUUAGGUUGUGUUUGGAUAGAGUGAUAUUGCUGUUAUAUUAAUGGUGGUACUGUUUGUGCAUUUAUAACGUCGUACGUAUUGAACGAAAUUUAAAAGUCAA
This is a messenger RNA of Diospyros lotus (date-plum), 2263 nucleotides long. RefSeq lists its product as uncharacterized. The transcript is spliced from 12 exons. Lineage: Eukaryota; Viridiplantae; Streptophyta; Magnoliopsida; Ericales; Ebenaceae. Gene Ontology annotation, molecular function: rRNA primary transcript binding. Gene Ontology annotation, cellular component: preribosome, large subunit precursor; nucleolus. Gene Ontology annotation, biological process: maturation of LSU-rRNA; maturation of 5.8S rRNA. The coding region runs from base 395 to 1498 and encodes 367 amino acids. The record is from RefSeq and is a predicted model, not a curated record.